Messenger RNA from Silurus meridionalis, 1192 nucleotides. RefSeq names its product OTU deubiquitinase, ubiquitin aldehyde binding 1a (gene otub1a). The transcript has 7 exons. Gene Ontology annotation, cellular component: nucleus. Gene Ontology annotation, biological process: negative regulation of double-strand break repair; protein K48-linked deubiquitination. The record is from RefSeq and is a predicted model, not a curated record. Gene Ontology annotation, molecular function: cysteine-type deubiquitinase activity; ubiquitin binding. The coding region runs from base 76 to 882 and encodes 268 amino acids. Lineage: Eukaryota; Metazoa; Chordata; Actinopteri; Siluriformes; Siluridae.
GUAAAUAGGCGGAACACACGCUGCGAUCCGGAAGCGUGGGUUCUGAUCACGUGACAGGAAGCAAUUCCAAGAAACAUGGCGGACGACGAACAACAAGAAGGGAUGUCUCAAAAGGAACUCGAUGGUUUGAAUUGUCUUGCAUAUGACGAAGCUAUUAUUGCACAACAAGACAGGAUUCAGCAAGAGAUUGCCACCAGCAUUUCACUCGUCUCAGAUCGUCAGGAUUUAGCCAUACUUAAAAAAGAAUACGCUGAGGAUGACUCGAUUUACCAGCAAAAAAUCAGGGAUUUACAGAAGAAGUACUCAUUUAUACGGAAGACGCGGCCAGACGGAAACUGCUUCUACAGAGCCUUUGGUUUUGCUUACUUAGAAUCAGUGCUGGAUGAUAGUAAAGAGCUUCACAGGUUCAAAGCCAUUGCUGCCAAGAGUAAACUGGACCUUGUGAGCCAAGGCUUUACCGAAUUCACCAUCGAAGAUUUUCACAACACGUUCAUGGACCUGAUCGAGGUGUGUGAUAAGCAGCCGUCCGUGGCAGAGCUGCUCAACUCCUUCAAUGAGCAGAGCGUGUCCGACUACCUGGUGGUGUAUCUGCGCCUCGUGACUUCGGGCUACCUGCAGAGAGAGGACGAGUUCUACCAGUACUUUAUAGAGGGCGGACGCACCGUGCGAGAAUUCUGCCAGCAGGAGGUGGAGCCCAUGUCCAAAGAGAGCGACCACAUCCACAUCAUCGCUCUAGCGCAGGCCCUGAGCGUGUGCAUCCUGGUGGAGUACAUGGACCGUGGGGAGGGAGGCACAGUCAACCACCACAUCUUCCCCGAGGAUGGAGAACCCAAAAUCUUCCUCCUGUACAGACCGGGCCACUACGACAUAUUGUACAAAUAGCUGCACAGCAGCAGCUCCCAACAUCGGUGCACUGUAUCUUUCGAGUCGACUUCAAAGCUGUGAAAUGAAUAUUAGGAGUCCAGUACUCAAUCUCACCGUCUCUUUCUCAGCGCCCCCCAAAGGCAGAUUUCUGUGACUUCAGACACUGGACUUUUGUACAGCUCCUGUUUUAUUUUUAUUUUUUUGUAUAACUCCAAACGCUACUCUUCUCCAAAUAUUCCGUGCUUACCGCUGGAAUUUUCUCUGUGUUUUAUUAUACAGCUCGUGUUCUUCGUUUCUGAGUGUGUGCGAAUAAACAGUUUGCAAUAGA